AUGUUGAUGGAACUCCAAGCCGGGAGCUCAAGGCUCUCGACUUUUAUCCUAUGGCCUCUGUUAGCAGUACCACUAGUCGUUAUCGGCCUCCUGCUGCAAAUCAUCUACAACGUAACACUCCAUCCCCUCUGCAAAUACCCAGGCCCCAAGCUAUGGGCCGCCACCAGAAUCCCCUACGCGAUGAUGUCCGCCCGCGGCCAGACGCACAAGGAGAUCCUCGCCCUCCACCAGUACUAUGACGCUGAGAUCGUCCGCGUCUCGCCCAACGAGCUCUCCUUCCAGCACCCGGACGCCAUGAAGGAGAUAAUGGGCCACCGCAAGGGAAAUACCGAGGAGAACGCCAAAGACCCGGACUUUAUCGACAAGAACCACAUGGACAUCAUCUCAGCCAACCGUGAGGAUCACUCCCGCUACCGCCGCAUCCUGUCCAACGGCUUCUCCGCCAAGAGCAUGCAGGAGCAACAGCCCAUCAUCAAGGGGUACGUUGACCUCCUCAUCGAGCGGCUCCACGGCAUCUCGAGCAAUGGCCCCGUCGACAUCGUGUCGUGGUACAACUACACCACCUUUGACAUAAUUGGCGACCUCGCCUUUGGGCAGUCUUUUGGGUGCCUCGACAAGUCCGACUACCAUCCCUGGGUCAAGAUGAUCUUUACCAGCAUCAAGAUGAAUUGCAUGGUCAACAUCACCAGGAGCUUCAAGGUCCUCGAACCUCUCCUUAAAGCCUUUAUCCCCAAAGACUUGAUGAGGAAGGGCAUGGCGCACAGGCUGUUCGUCCGCGAAAAGGUCGAUGAGAGAGUGUCUCUCGGCACGCCACGACCUGACUUUGCGGAAACCAUGCUCAAGAAGGGAGCUCAGCCAAUGAACAUGGCAGAAAUAUACGAAAACGCAAACGUCCUCAUCAUCGCCGGCUCCGAGACGACGGCGACGGCCCUCUCGGGCUGCACCUACCUCCUCCUGACCAACCCGGACAAGCUGGCCAAGCUUACGCAGGAAAUCAGGACCUCGUUUCAAAACGAAGACGAAAUUGACCUCCUCAGCACCGCCGAGCUCGAGUACCUCCAUGCCGUCCUCGAGGAGACCCUGAGAGCGUACCCUCCAGUCCCCGUCGCGCUACCACGUAUCACUCCGCCGUCAGGACAAGAGAUUCUAGGGCAAUGGAUCCCCGGAAAUACCACAAUCGGCGUCGCCCACUGGGCCCUCUACCACAACGAAAAGAUCUUCUCCAAGCCCUUCGAGUUCCACCCGGAGCGCUGGCUCGGCGACCCGGCCUUCGCCGGCGACCACCUCGAGGCCCUCAAGCCCUUCCACAUCGGGCCCCGCAACUGCCUGGGCAUGAACCUCGCCUACGCAGAGAUGAAGAUGAUUCUCUCAAAGGUCCUUUGGAACUUUGACCUCCAGCUAGCCGCCCAGAGCACGGGCUGGAUCGACCACGACGUCUACAUCCUCUAUAACAAGCCGCCGCUCAUGGUGCACCUGACGCCGGCGGUCAUGGCUGUGGAGUAA
Messenger RNA from Colletotrichum orchidophilum, 1503 nucleotides. RefSeq names its product cytochrome P450. The coding region runs from base 1 to 1503 and encodes 500 amino acids. Lineage: Eukaryota; Fungi; Ascomycota; Sordariomycetes; Glomerellales; Glomerellaceae. The record is from RefSeq and is a predicted model, not a curated record. Gene Ontology annotation, molecular function: monooxygenase activity; oxidoreductase activity, acting on paired donors, with incorporation or reduction of molecular oxygen; iron ion binding. The transcript is spliced from 4 exons.